GCGCGUGCGCUGCUCGGCUGUGUUCGGGGCCGGCUAUCAUGGCGUCGUACGUGGACAUUCUGAAGAACGAGUUUCCCGAAAUCGACUCGGAGCUGUUCGACUACAUCACGGGGGUUUUGGACAGCGGCGGACCAGACUUCGAAGAUAGCGAAGAGGUGUUUGACGCCAUCGGUGGAGUCUUGCAGGAUGUGUCUGCUGACAGUAAAAAGGAGGAUGAUAUCCGAGACAUCUGUCUCCAGAUGUUCAACACUCUGAAACUGAAUAACUGUCACAGUUCUCAGAGACAGGUGUUGUUGGAUGCUCCAGUUCAGCUGUCUCAGAUCUCUGCAGACCAUAUUUCUGCUGCUAGUGAUGUCCAGGGCAUCUGGAUAAUGAAACGAGUCCCAAACACAACUGUCAAUGCCAAGAAGCUGGAGAAGGCUGAGGCCAAACUCAAGGCCAAACACGAACGGAGAAACGAGAGAGAUUCUCAGAAGACUCCUAAUCCACUCAUCUUGGAGGAGGCGUCAGCCAGCCAGGCCAGCAGCAAAAAAGACAACCGCGUGGACCAAUCUGGAAAGAACCGCAGCUACGACGUCCGUAUCGAGAACUUUGACGUUUCCUUCGGGGAAAGGUGUCUGCUGCAGGGGGCUGAGCUGUCGCUAGCAUCAGGACGGCGCUAUGGCCUCGUGGGCCGUAACGGUCUGGGCAAGACGACCCUGUUGAAGAUGCUGGCAAGCCGCAGCCUGCGGGUCCCUGCCCACAUCUCCAUCCUGCAUGUUGAGCAGGAGGUUGCUGGGGACGACACAACGGCAUUGCAGAGCGUUCUGCAGAGCGACACGGUGAGGGAGGGUCUACUGGCGGAAGAGCAGCGGCUCAAUGCACGCAUCUCGAAUGGAACUGCAGAUGGGAUGGAGAGUGUUCGGCUCUCAGAGGUCUACGCCAAACUGGAGGAGAUUGAAGCAGACAAAGCACCUGCCAGAGCCUCUGUCAUCCUAGCUGGCCUUGGCUUCUCACCCAGGAUGCAGCAGCAAACCACCAAGGAGUUCUCUGGAGGCUGGAGGAUGAGGUUGGCGUUGGCCAGCGCACUCUUCGCACGACCGGACCUGCUGCUGCUGGACGAACCCACCAACAUGUUGGACGUCAGAGCCAUCCUGUGGUUGGAGAACUACCUGCAGAUGUGGCAGUCCACCAUCUUGGUAGUUUCUCAUGACCGCAACUUCUUGAACGCCGUCGUGACGGACAUCGUCCACCUGCACUCCCAGAGACUGGACAGUUACCGUGGCGACUAUGAAAACUUUAUUAAAACCAAAGAAGACAGACUGAAAAACCAACAGAGAGAAUAUGACGCCCAGUUACAGUACAGACAACACAUACAGGUUUUUAUCGACAGGUUUCGGUACAAUGCCAACCGGGCAGCUCAGGUCCAGAGUAAGCUGAAGCUGCUGGAAAAGCUGCCUGAACUCAAGCCUAUUGAAAAGGAAACUGAAGUCACUUUACGGUUUCCAGAUAACUUUGAGAAGUUGUCUCCUCCCAUCCUGCAGUUAGAUGAAGUGGAGUUCUACUACGUGCCGGACCAGCGACUCUUCUCUGGACUCAACCUGUCAGCUGACCUCGAGUCCCGCAUCUGCAUCGUUGGGGAAAAUGGCACGGGUAAAACCACAGUUCUCAAACUGCUGAUGGGUGAACUCACGCCAAUCAGUGGAGUCAGACAAGCCCACCGGAACCUGAAGAUCGGCUACUUCAGCCAGCACCACGUGGACCAGCUGGACCUGAACGUCUGCUCCGUAGAACUGCUGCUCAACAAGUUCCCCGGCCAUACAGAGGAGGAGUACCGCCACCAGCUGGGAGGUUACGGUAUCACUGGAGAACUGGCAACACGGCCUGUGGCGAGCCUGUCAGGAGGACAAAAGAGCCGUGUGGCCUUUGCGCAGAUGACCAUGCCAUGUCCAAACUUCUACAUCCUGGACGAGCCCACCAACCACCUCGACAUGGAAACCAUCGAGGCUCUCGCCAAAGCCCUCAACAAGUUCAGGGGCGGGGUCGUCCUGGUGUCACAUGACGAGCGUCUGAUCCGCCUGGUCUGCAGAGAGCUGUGGGUGUGUGAGGGUGGAAAAGUUCACCGCAUCGACGGCGGCUUUGACGAGUACCGUGACAUCCUUCAGGAGCAGUUCAGGAAGGAGGGCUACCUGUGAGGGCACAGCCACGCCCACAAACAAACCCUGCCCCGUCCCCAUCACACCAACGCCAACGCCUGCUGCAGCUGCCAGUCACUCGCUGUCUCCCUCAGUGGAUGAGAGGACGGUCACGCCUUCUCUGGUUGGGGGCGUGGCUGAUGUGGCAUGUACUGAUUGGCCCCGAGUGUUUUUUUGUCAUGUUGGGGUCAGAAGGUCACAGACACGGCUGGACUGAAGCGACGUGUCGAGUGCAGGAUGAUUGAGAUGUUAUUUAAAAAGUCUAACACGUGGUUUAGAUUCUGUGGCCGAUUGUGCAAUCUGCCGGAGCGCACGCAGUCGUCAUGGUUACGUGAGUCUCCAGCAAUGGAAGCAAAAUAAAAUCCUGAAAUAUCUGAAUGACGUGUGGCUUCAUCUGAACAACAACCCAAACCUUCAGUUUUCACUGAAACUGAAGAAACAAACUCAAAAAAAAAAAAAAAAA
Thalassophryne amazonica is the source of this 2637-nucleotide messenger RNA. RefSeq names its product ATP-binding cassette, sub-family F (GCN20), member 3 (gene abcf3). The transcript is spliced from 21 exons. Lineage: Eukaryota; Metazoa; Chordata; Actinopteri; Batrachoidiformes; Batrachoididae. The record is from RefSeq and is a predicted model, not a curated record. The coding region runs from base 39 to 2174 and encodes 711 amino acids. Gene Ontology annotation, molecular function: ATP hydrolysis activity; ATP binding.